Molecule: messenger RNA, 2171 nt
Organism: Chelonia mydas (Green sea turtle)
Lineage: Eukaryota; Metazoa; Chordata; Testudines; Cheloniidae
Gene: TCN2
Product: transcobalamin 2
Exons: 10
Coding region: 103-1404 (433 amino acids)
Biological process (GO): cobalamin transport
Molecular function (GO): cobalamin binding
Source: RefSeq, a predicted model, not a curated record
CACAAGAGACAAACGAGUGACAAACAAUGCCUGGGCCUGCCUCUGUUCUGCCUCCGGGACCCCUCUGUGCAGCAGCCAGUCAACAGGGCAAGGAAGCGGGAUAUGGGGCCCAGGGUGUUGCAGCUCCUUCUCAUCCUCCAUGUCUUGGCCCUCCCGGUCCAGCUCUGUGCAAUCCCCAGGGGAAAUUCUGCUCUGAUCAAACACCUGAACAUGGAGCUCUUGAGACUCAGCCAGGAUCUAUCAGAGGAGGUGAACCCCAGUGUGUAUGUGGCCCUUCGUCUUUCUGCUGACCACAGCCUGAAGAAAGAAGCCCAGUACCUCAAGAGGCUGAAGAAUGUCUUCCAGCCCAGCACCAGCAGCUCUGUAGCAGGUGGUCAGCAGAAGCAGCCCAACAUGGGCCGCCUGGCUCUGUACCUCCUAGCACUGCGGGCUGCCUGCCAGAACAUCGACACGCACCAGGGGAGGCAGCUGGUGACCCAGCUGAAGUACCAUCUGCACAAGGAGAAGGAGCAGAUAGCUUUCAAAGGGAAUGGCCGCCCCAUCACCAGUUAUUACCAGUACAGCCUGGGGGUCUUGGCCCUGUGUGUCCAUGGCAAGAAGAUUGACCCCCAUGUGAUCCAGAAGCUCCUCGAUGCUGAGAAUUUCAUGCAUGGCGUCAAGCUCUCCAUGGACACGAAGGCCAUGGCAGGCUUGGCCUUCGCCUGCCUGAAGCAGGCCAAGCUCAACGAGCUCACGCUAGUGGCAGCAAUCAGCCUGGCUAUCCAGAGAGUGACGGGCAGUAUUCUCCAGGCUCAGACCACCAAGGGCACCUUUGGCAACAUCUUCAGUAGCCCACUGGCCAUGCAGCUCUUGAUUGCCACCGGGAUGAGCAAGAAGCCAGAGUUUCCCAAAGGCAUGGAUGCCCUGCUGGGGAGCCUGGAACAGGGUCACUUCCAGAACCCCAUGAUCAUGUCCCAGCUGCUGCCCGUGCUGAAUGGCAAGAGCUACCUGGACAUCGCCACCAUGGAGUGCCGGGCAGAGCAAGACACUUUGGAGCUAGACACCACGUGCCCGGGAUCCAGGACAGUAAUUCUGGGGACCAAGAUGAUCACCGUUCAGCUGGCUGUGGAGAACCCUCCGAGCCCUGAGACACUGUACAACCACUCCAUCCAGAUGCCCUCUGGGUCCUCCCUCCUGGACGUGCUGAGAACUGCUGCAGAGCAGGGCCCUGGGCAGUUCACGUUUGAAACCCAGAACACCCUGCAUGGGCCAUUGUUAACUGCAGUGAUGGGGGUGAAAGCCAGCAAGGGAGAGCGGAGAUACUGGCAGCUCCUCCAGGCCCCAGACACCAGUCUUCAGAAAGGUAUCUCUGAUUACCAGCCUCAGGAUGGAGAGUCCAUCAUCCUGAAGUUUAGCCCGUGGUAGAUCGCCUGCUGUCUGCUUCCAGCUCCCUGCCCCACCUCGAUCCACGGUGAACUCUCUGUGUGCAUCUCUCUCUGCCCCAGAAGCAGGAUGUCUCAGUUGGCAAGGACAGCAUGCAUCUGUCAACCUGUGAGCCCUGUGCCCACAGAGCGGUAUCUUCCCCCCCACAGACUGAAGUCCAUAAUGCAAGUCCCUGGCCCUUCUGGCAGGAUGUGUGUGUGUGUGCGCGUGUCUGUCUGUCAAAAGGGGCAAAUUCCCACCUGCCCCGGUAACUUGUUCUGCUGUGGAUCACCCACAACCAUCCACUCGAUGGAAACUGACCAUGCCAGGGGGUGGGGAGCAGCAGAUUUGGUUUGAAUGAAAAACCUCCAAUAUGACAACUCAGCGCAUCAUAAUUUUGAUUUUCUAAUGCAGCUUUAACCCUUGCUAUGCUGUGGCUGUCUAAACUGCCACCCAAUGAGUACGUGGGAGGAGGUGUCUGCAUCCUCCUGCUGGACACACUUUGCCCCCCCUACCCCCCACCCCACACACACACACACACACACACACUGUACCAGUGCCCUGGUAUGACUGGGGUCCUGGAGAUUCUCUAGACUGCAUCCCUCUGUAUAGCAGUCACUGCCCCGCUCGCAGGCCAGGGCUCCCCUCCCUGCUCCCGCCCCAAUUCCUGAAGCGACAGAACUGCUGCUAUGAGGAGAGGAUGUGGCUGAUAUCUUUGCUUUCUGGAGAGCAGUGGGUGGGAACCCAGGCCCUGUGCUAAGGGGAGAUGG